This is a messenger RNA of Gastrolobium bilobum, 542 nucleotides long. RefSeq names its product signal peptidase complex subunit 1-like. Bases 128 to 409 code for a protein of 93 amino acids. The record is from RefSeq and is a predicted model, not a curated record. Gene Ontology annotation, biological process: protein targeting to ER. Gene Ontology annotation, cellular component: endoplasmic reticulum membrane; signal peptidase complex. NCBI's taxonomy places the organism in Eukaryota, Viridiplantae, Streptophyta, Magnoliopsida, Fabales, Fabaceae. The transcript has 2 exons.
AAAAGAAACACAAAGGGGAGAGAACCUUGACGUUAAAAUUCAGACAUAUAGUCAAACUCUACUCUGAGAGUGCCUCAGUGCGUGCAGCUUCUUCCCGAUCCUGGCUUUUCUUCUGUCUUCGAAUUAGAUGGAUUGGCAGGGGCAAAAACUGGCGGAGCAGCUGAUGCAGAUAAUGCUGCUUGCAUUUGCUGUGAUUGCAUUUUCAACUGGAUAUCUCAUGGCUUCUUUCCAAAUGAUGAUCCUCACAUACGCUGGUGGUGUGGUUCUCACCACAUUGGUUACUGUCCCUAAUUGGCCCUUCUUCAACCGCCAUCCUCUUAAGUGGUUGGAUCCAUGUGAGAUAGAAAAGCAUCCCAAGCCACAACCAUCCACAAAUGUAACUCCAAAGAAGAAACCCAAUAAAAAGUAGGCUUUUUCUUUUUCCUUUUUUUGUUUUUUCUAGUUAUGUUGGUCAUAACUUUUAUAUAGGCCCUAACUAAUUUGGGGUGAAGGUGAUUUGAAUAUUUUGAAAGUACUUAUGUUGGUAAUAGUAUUUCUUUGAA